AUGGCCACCUCAAAUACCACCGAAGCCCCUCCCACCCAAGAACAAGAACCCCCCUGGCACGCCUCCUUCCCCACCCCCUCCCUCACCCCAGACAUCUUCCCCGCCCGCCGCGCCCUCACCCUCCUAACCCUCAAAAUCGCCUCCCUCCUCCUAGUCGACGUCCGGCGCACCGACUACACCGGCGGCAGCAUCCGCGGCUCCCUCAACAUCCCCGCGCAAGGCUUCUACUGGAACCGGGGCGCGCUGUACGAGUUGGCGUACAAAGCGGAUAUGGAGUGGGUGGUGUUUACGUGCGGGAGCUCGAAGGAGGGGGGACGGGCGUGGCGGUGCGCGGGGUGGUUUUUGGAGCAUGUGAGACAUACGGUGGGGGAUGAGGAUAUGCAGGUUUUUGUGUUGGAGGGGGGUGUUAAGGGGUGGGUUGGGGGCGGGGAGGUUUAUAGGGGGUUGAUGGAUGGGUUUGUGGAGGGGGAGUGGGGGGAUGUUUUGGAGAAGGAGGCACAGGAGAAGAUGGUUGAGGGGGGAGAUGGGGGAAAAGUUGAGGUGCAGGCUGGGGCGGUUCAAGAAAAGGAGGGCGGAGAGAGCUCUACGAACGCCGUGGGUGGAACGACUGAGGUGAAAGAGAAGGUUUGGGCCACUGAAGCCUUCUUCGACGACUGA
Messenger RNA from Zasmidium cellare ATCC 36951, 657 nucleotides. RefSeq lists its product as uncharacterized. The record is from RefSeq and is a predicted model, not a curated record. The coding region runs from base 1 to 657 and encodes 218 amino acids. The transcript has a single exon. NCBI's taxonomy places the organism in Eukaryota, Fungi, Ascomycota, Dothideomycetes, Mycosphaerellales, Mycosphaerellaceae.